AUGUCUCGAAAGAGUCAAGAAGAAAUGCUUAUGGAAUGGUUAGAGAUUCCACUAAGCAGUGAUGACGAUCUUGAGUGUUUCUCUGACGAUUCCAUUCAAGAUGAGACAUAUGUUGCUCCAGAAUCUGUUGAUUGUGAUAGUGACAGUAGUGACGAAGAGAGUCAAGUACCAGUAAUUAGGACUGAAGAUGUUUCUGGAACAAGACAAUCUGAUGUUAUAAUGAAGGAAUCGACGUCACAGUUGUCUGAUAAUGCUCUGAAACUGCCAUGCAGCAGCAAAAAUGUUACCAAAAACAGCAGGAGUGUGGUUUGGAAAGAUAAACAGUUGAUUAUUCCCGAACUGCAGUCAAAAUUUCAUGGCAAUACUUCGUUACCAGAAGAAGUAAUAAACUUAAAUACUCCAUACCAAUUCUUCAAACAUAUAUUUCCAUCUAAAUUGUUUGAUCUAAUUGUCGAAGAGUCUCAUAGAUACAGUGUGCAGUGUAAUCCUGAUAGACCAAAAGAUUUAUCCUGUGAUGACAUAAAAAAAUUUAUAGGCAUCUAUCUCGUAAUGUCAAUAGUUCAUGUACCUAAUACGAGGGAUUACUGGGGAGAAGUUACUGGUACUCAUCUGAUCAAGACAACAAUGACAGUGAAUCAGUAUGAGCAAAUACGUAAGUUUCUUCACUUCAAUGACAACAGUGCAAUGAUACCCAGGGGUGAAAAAGGUCAUGAUAGACUCUUCAAGAUAAGGCCCAUAAUAGAAUUGAUGAGAUCUCGGUUUCAAACAAUACCUGUUGAGGAGUGUGUUUCUGUUGAUGAACAGAUAUGUUCAACAAAGGCUAGAAAUUAUUUGAAACAAUACAUGCCAAACAAGCCUCAUAAAUAUGGAUACAAAUUAUUUGUUAUUAGUGGCAUAUCUGGUUAUGCCUACGAUUUUGAGAUUUUCACUGGAGAUGAAAAUGAACCAGAAAAAAGAGUGACUGGGGAGGAAGACUUGGGAGCAAGUGCAAAUGUUGUAGUUCGACUCAGUAGGAUACUACCAAGAAAUAUGAACCACAAACUGUACUGUGACAAUUGUUACACAAGUCUGCCACUGCUUGUAUGGUUACAUAAACAAGGAAUUUACUCACUUGGGACAGUCAGAAGAAACAGAGUGCCAGACUGCAAGCUCCCUUCAGAAGCUGAGCUGAAGAAAAUGGCACAAGGUGCAUCAGUAGAGCGCGUCGCAACAGUGGAUGGUGUCGACAUAUCAAAUGUAGUGUGGAAAGAUAACAAGAGUGUGAUGUUGCUUUCUACACUUGCUGGACAGCAGCCUAUUCAUGAAGCAGGGAGAAAUAGAAAUAAAAAUAUGAUACAGCCCGAGUUCAAAAAGCGAUACGCUGUUGCCUUCUGCCCAGCCACCAGCCCCUCAGUGGUGGACCACGAGUCACCAUCCUUUCCACGCGGCAGUAACGCCACUGACAGGGACAACAUCACCGGCAGUAAACUCGUUGCUGAAAAAGAAAAGCCUCCACAUAAAAAAGAAGCAGGCCAAAAGCAGGAGAGCCAGAAGGCUACACCUGUGACUGACCACAGCUGUGGCAAGGAAACAGAAAAGAAACGAAACUGA
Messenger RNA from Schistocerca cancellata (South American locust), 1590 nucleotides. RefSeq names its product piggyBac transposable element-derived protein 4-like. The transcript has 2 exons. Bases 1 to 1590 code for a protein of 529 amino acids. The record is from RefSeq and is a predicted model, not a curated record. NCBI's taxonomy places the organism in Eukaryota, Metazoa, Arthropoda, Insecta, Orthoptera, Acrididae.